AUGGCCGACUCAGCGACUGCAAAUACGAUUGGCGAGGAGAUCAAGCGCACCGAGACAUUACCUGUGCGCAACGAUGCGACUCAUUACUCAGUCCACGCUGGAGGCGGAUACUAUACCCCCGAGCCCUUCCAAACCUAUCACAUACCAAAUCAACACCCAUGGGAUGCUCCACGUCGCAGUAUUUCCCAUGCAUUCGGCGCAUUCGGAAACGCGGUGAUUCAUCCUUACGGAGAAAAUGACAUACGCACUCCACGUGCUGAUAUCGUGGAUGCACAGGAUGCGUUCUAUAUCGACAUUGAUAUUCCCGGCCUCGAAUCGAAGUCCAAUAUCUCCCUGAAGUGGCUGAAUGCCUCAACAUUGUUCCUCGAGGCUGUCACGAAGCGUCCUUCUUUUCCUGGCGGCGAGAACGACAAGGAAGUCCACCUUGUCGUACGCGAGAGAAAGAUCGGAACGUUUGCCCGAGCAUUCAACUUCCCAGUUGCCGUUGAUCAGGAUGCGACAAAGGCUCGGCUGGGCUUUGGUGUUGUCAGACUAACGGUGCCAAAGAAAGGCCAGCCCCCUCAGCAUCAGCUGAAGGAGGUCGAGGUCGAGCAUGCUGGCCAGUAG
Messenger RNA from Cyphellophora attinorum, 606 nucleotides. RefSeq lists its product as uncharacterized. The transcript has 3 exons. The record is from RefSeq and is a predicted model, not a curated record. Gene Ontology annotation, biological process: response to salt stress; protein complex oligomerization; response to heat. Lineage: Eukaryota; Fungi; Ascomycota; Eurotiomycetes; Chaetothyriales; Cyphellophoraceae. Bases 1 to 606 code for a protein of 201 amino acids.